Molecule: messenger RNA, 2109 nt
Organism: Fusarium musae
Lineage: Eukaryota; Fungi; Ascomycota; Sordariomycetes; Hypocreales; Nectriaceae
Exons: 6
Coding region: 1-2109 (702 amino acids)
Biological process (GO): proteolysis
Molecular function (GO): serine-type endopeptidase activity
Source: RefSeq, a predicted model, not a curated record
AUGACGAGGCAGGCCACGCGGUUCACGCCUGAAGUGCUGAUUUCGGCCCCGCGUCGUUCAACUGGAGUCCCAAACUCCACUGGGGAGCUCGUUCUCUACACGAUCUCGUCGUACUCAUUCGAAAGCCAUUCCAAGUCGUUCCAGAUCCGUGUUCUCAAUAUCAAAGAUGACUCUUCCCACCUCGUUUCCGAGGACGCUCAUGUUAGCGAUCCUAUUUGGAUUGGAGAGAAAGAAAUUGCUUUGAUUAGAACAAACGAUAAUGGAUGCUCAUCUCUCUACCAGCAGCAUGCCUUGGAUGGUUCCGAGGCACGCUUGAUCAAAUCUUUUGCAGGCAGCAUCUCUAACCCAAAGGCAAAAGCACUAUCUGAUGGCAAGGUUGCGUUCAUUUGCUCCGCAUUGACUACGCCCAAGGGCAACAUGUAUUGGCAGGCAACCGAGCCCAAGACAUACACAACUGCUAAGAUAUAUACUGGCCUUUUCGUUCGCCAUUGGGAUGCCUGGAACACCGAGAAUCAGAACUCGCUUUGGUAUGGCGUGAUUACCAAGAAAUAUGGUAGAUGGGCGUUUGAGAAUGAUGGGCUCACAAACCUCUUGGCGGGUACACAACUGAGCUCACCUGUCCCUCCUUUUGGUGGAGCAGGGGACUUUGACAUCUCAGAGAAUGGAAUCGCCUUUGUUGCUAAGGAUCCAGAGUUGAACCCGGCGAGAAACACCAAGACAGAUCUGUACUACGUACCCAUCAGAUCUUGGACAGACAAGCCUCCUCAGCCACAGAUCGUCAAGACUGGACGACUGCGCGGCUAUAGUAGUGCGCCUACUUUCUCCAAUGAUGGCAAGAGGUUGGCAUUUGCUAGAAUGAAGCACCAGCAGUAUGAAUCUGAUAAGACAAGACUUUUGUUGAUCCCCAACGUGGACGACUUAAGUAACGUUCAAGAGUUUUACCAGACAGACGAUGAUGAGGGCGGCUGGGAUUUGAGGCCUGAUUGGGUCGUUUGGAAAAAAGACGACACCGAGCUGUAUGUUGCGGCUGAGAAACAUGGGAGAUCAAUGCUUUGGAAAUUACCGUCUGAUACUCUGAAAGCCCGUGAUCUUCCCGAGGCCAUUCACAAAGAAGGGUCUGUCGUUGAGGCACACACUCUGGAAGGCAGUGACUCUCUCUUCAUUACAUCCAAGUCGCGAAUCGAGAGCUCGAGCUACGGAGUCCUGGACCCAGAGACCAAGGUUGUCAAAGUGAUCUCCACCAGUUCCAAGAACGGCAAGACAUUCGGUCUCUCCACGUCGCAAGUGGCAGAGAUUUGGUUCCCGGGAUCCGCCGGCUAUGACAACCACGCUCUUGUGAUGCUGCCUUCCCACUUCGACAAAAGCAAGAAGUAUCCUUUGGCCUUCCUAAUACAUGGCGGCCCUCAAUCAGCGUGGACAGAUGAUUGGAGUACUCGUUGGAACCCGGCCAUCUUCGCUGAGCAGGGCUAUAUAGCUGUGUGUCCCAACCCCACUGGCAGUACAGGAUACGGGCAAGCUCAUAUUGAUGCGAUUACCAACCACUGGGGAGGUGCUCCAUACGAAGAUCUGGUGAAGUGUUUUGAGUAUCUCGAGAACCAUGUCGAUUAUGUUGAUACGGAUCGAGCUGUUGCUUUGGGAGCCUCGUACGGUGGAUACAUGAUUAACUGGAUUCAAGGUCAUGAUUUGGGCCGUAAGUUUAAAGCCUUAGUGUGCCAUGAUGGCGUUUUCUCAACACAAAACCAAUGGUCCACCGAAGAGCUCUUCUUCCCCGAGCAUGAUUUCGGUGGAACAUUGUGGGAGAACCGUGCUGGAUAUGAGAAGUGGGAUCCGUCUCUGCACACUGGCAAUUGGUCCACCCCUCAGCUGGUCAUUCAUAACGAACUCGACUACCGACUGCCCAUCUCAGAAGGAUUGGCCAUGUUCAAUGUCUUGCAGGCUCGUGAAGUGCCUAGCAAGCUCGUCAUGUUCCCUGAUGAGAAUCAUUGGGUGCUGAAGCCGGAGAACUCACUCGUUUGGCAUAGAGAGGUCCUGGAUUGGAUCAACAAGUACAGUGGCAUCGCAGAUGAUCAGGCCAAGCUUGAGAAACAGACUGAGGUGAUGACUAUAUGA